Messenger RNA from Haliotis rufescens (red abalone), 3618 nucleotides. RefSeq lists its product as uncharacterized. NCBI's taxonomy places the organism in Eukaryota, Metazoa, Mollusca, Gastropoda, Lepetellida, Haliotidae. The record is from RefSeq and is a predicted model, not a curated record. Bases 1 to 3618 code for a protein of 1205 amino acids. The transcript has 6 exons. Gene Ontology annotation, molecular function: protein binding.
AUGGCGCUGUGGCUAGACCUUUCACUGAUACUGCCUUACACAGAUUCUGUAGCUGCCACAGAGGGACGUCAGCAGCAGGGGAGCCAACUCACUACAACAUCAACUCAAGAUGGCGCUGUGGUCGGACCUUCCACGAAUACUGUAGAUGUUGCAGAAGGAAGUCAGCAGCAGGGGAGACAACUCAAUACAUCAACACAAGAUGACGCUGCGGCAAGACCAUUCACAGAUACUGUAGCUGCCACAGAGGGACGUCAGCAGCAGGGGAGACAACUCGCUACAACAUCAACACAAGAUGGCGCUGUGGCUAGACUUUUCACAGAUACUGUAGCUGCCACAGAGGGAAGUCAGCAGCAGGGGCCACAGUCCAUUUCCACAACAACCCACAACUACUUUGGUUCUACAGUUUCACAUUAUGACCUGUCCAACUCCUCUAACGUGGCAAUGGGGGAUGGCAGACAUCAAGGCUGUAUAUCUCAAGAGUGUCUCAGUGUUAGGAUCAACCAGCUCAGUGAUAUGUUUGUGGAAACCCAUGCUCUUGACAAAGCAAAAGAACUUCUGAAAAGACACAACCACGUGGCCAUCUGCGGAUCCCCUGGAGACGGGAAAACUAGUGCUGCUCUCAGGAUCUGUGAAGCGUAUAUGAAGAAAAACUUGGAGAAGAUACACAAAAUGUUCAAUGCCUUGGUUGAUGUUUUACUGCGCUUUACAAGAGACAAGGAACUGAAAGCCAAGGAAAAUCAACCCCAGAAGAAAAUUAACAAAAGAAGGAAGAAGGAAGAUGAGAAGCAAUGUGAAGAUGAAAAGACACCAGUGUGUAACUACAAGCUUCGCUUUAUAUUCACAUCCAGAAGCUACAACUGGAAUGAAGGAUGUGCAAGACUACAUCAAUUCAAAGUAAAUCUGUUUAAGCCUGAAACCAUUGUUGAUAUGAUCAAGACUUGUUUAACCACAGAAGAAAAGAAACAUAUUCUGACAUUGUUCAGGAAAUGCCAAAUGUGCGAUAUCUCCAAUAAGGACAUGAAAACCAUUAUUCAGUUACAAGACAGCAUGUUUGGAUUUCCUCUGAUCUGUAAACUGUAUUGUACCAACCCAGCCUUCCAGAUGCACAACAUUAUUGACUUCUUCCAGAAACCUGUGACCUACCUGAGAGGUGACCUUGACGCCAUUGUCCGUGAAGGCAGCAGCAAGUCGGCAGCUCUAGUUCUCCUCGUCCUGUGUGGAGGGAAAUUGAACCUUGCCUCUUUUAAGGGGAAGGAGAAGAGUCUCACUGAUCUAUUUCAGGCUGUAAAGGAGGAUGUCGCGUGUUGCACUCGGACAGACAUUGGCAGGGAGAUCAGCAACUUUACUGGCACCUACUGUACAGUGGAGAAUCAUGUAGCCUCCUUCUCCCAUCCAUCCAUCUAUGAUGCUGCAGCAUGUGCCUUGGGGAAUCUCAAUGAAGAUUUUUUACUGGAACAUUGUUCCCUGCAGUUUUUAUAUGAAAGAGUGAGGCUGAACAAGGAUGAUCACCAGCAGACAACACACACCGAUGAUGUCACAAACAUGAUCUACAUCACCUCAAGUCUCCACCCGUUAGUGAUCAGCAGAUUGGUGGAGGGUGUCCGAGAAGGAUGCUUCAGAUGGACAGUAGGCCACCCUGUAUUCAGCAGUGCUCAAAUAGUCUCCGACUUCUUGACACAGAUGAUGGCAGACUUGCCAGAUGUUGUUCACAGGAAGGAUAAGAGCUCAGGUGAAUGUUUUCUAUACUGGGUUUCACUGUCAACUAACCAUUCACUGUUUGAACACACAGUGUCACUGAUGUGUAGAGAGGGAAGCCUUUCACAUUCUGUACUCGCUGACUUCUAUGAGAGUAUCAUAGGCUGUACACAACAUGGCAAUCUUAGGCACCUGCAACAUAUUGCUGCUGUACUCAAACAACGUGGGGAAUACGAUGUAGACAGGAGGACAAGGGGAGAGAGGACUCCGCUGAUGAUUGUUGCUGAAGCAGGACAGUUAGGUGUGUUCAACUUCCUCCUCCAAGAAGGAGCUGAUGUUUCAGCGACAGACAAAGAUCGUUACAACUGUCUUCAUCUUUCAUGUAAAUCAGGAAGCAAAGAUAUAGUAAAUGUUAUCAUUGAGAAGUUUCAACACCUCAUCAAUAGUCUCGAUAGUAAGGGAAACACCCCUGUUAUGGUGUGUGCUGAGUCAGGGCAGGUUGAAAUCCUCAAGUUCCUUGUUUCACACAAAGCAGAUCUUACUCUCGUGAACGAUGACAAGCUAAACGCUUUCCACAUAGCAUGUAUCAACGACUAUGUAUCAGUUGUAGAGUAUAUGCUGAUAUGUGAACACAUAACCAUAGAAAUGCGAGGAGGGUUGGGGUAUCAAUCAACAGUCAUGAUGGCAGCUGAAAGAGGACACUCUGAUGUUUAUAAUCUUCAUGUGUUGGAGGGAGCUGAUCUGUCACUUACUGAUAGAUACAAAAGUGACUGCCUGAUGUUGGCAAGUGAGGGAGGUAACGUGUCUAUAGUGAAACACCUCCUGUCAUUAAAAACAUUUGACAUCAACAGACAAGGGGGGUGGUCUAAACAAACAGCAGUUAUGAUGGCAGCUGCAAGAGGACAGUAUGAUGUUUAUAAUCUGCUUGUGUUGGAGGGAGCUGAUUUGUCACUAACUGAUGGAGAAAACAGGGACUGCCUGAUGUUGGCAAGUGAGGGAGGUAACGUGUCUAUAGUGAAACACCUCCUGUCCUUGAAAACAUUUGACAUCAACAGACAAGAGCUGUGUUCUAAAAAAACAGCAGUUAUGAUGGCAGCUGCAAGAGGACAGUAUGAUGUUUAUAAUCUUCAUGUGUUGGAGGGAGCUGAUCUGUCACUUACUGAUUUAUUCAACAGUGACUGCCUGAUGUUGGCAAGUGAGGGAGGUAACGUGUCUAUAGUGAAACACCUCCUGUCCUUGAAAACAUUUGACAUCAACAGACAAGAGCUGUGUUUAAAAAAAACAGCAGUUAUGAUCGCAGCUGAAAGAGAACACUAUGAUGUUUAUAAUCUUCUUGUGUUGGAGGGAGCUGAUUUGUCACUAACUGCUGAAUACAACAUGGACUGCCUGAUAUUGGCAUGUAAGGGAGGUAACGUGUUUAUUGUGAAACACCUCCUGUCCUUGAAAACAUUUGACAUCAACAGAAGAGUGGGGUGGUCUAACCUAACAGCAGUUAUGAUGGCAGCUGCAAGAGGACAGUAUGAUGUUUAUAAUCUUCAUGUGUUGGAGGGAGCUGAUCUGUCACUAACUGGUCGAGAUAACAUGGACUGCCUGAUGUUGGCAUGUGAGGGAGGUAACGUGUCUAUUGUGAAACACCUCCUGUCCUUGAAAACAUUUGACAUCAACAGACGAGGGGGGUCAUGGAAACUAACAGCAGUUAUGAUGGCAGCUGAAGGAGGACACUAUAAUGUUUAUAAUCUUCUUGUGUUGGAGGGAGCUGAUCUGUCACUAACUGGUCGAGAUAACAAGGACUGCCUGAUGUUGGCAUUGGCCUUACUUCCUCAACUCAAUCAGUGUCCGUGGUUUGUCUUCAAGUGGCCUUACUUCCUCAACUCAAUCAAUGUCCGUGGUUUGUCUUCAAGUGGCCUUACUUCCUCAACUUGA